AUGCAAAAUGACGAUGGUACACAAAGCUUAACUGACGUACUGUCGCACACUAGUGAGGUUUUGGCCGGGUCGCAAAAGUGUGCUCUCAUACCCAAUCGUUCACACCUCAGGCAUGCAGAAACUAGCUUGCACGGUGACUUACCUGGAGACGGUUUGGGUCUUACUCAGACGGUCAAACAUCUCUUGAAAGAUAUCACCCCGGCCUUGAGCGCUGCUAGCUUGUCUCCAAAUUACUAUGGUUUCGUCACUGGUGGCACGACUCCGGCAGCUCAUGCCGCCGACAUCUUAGUAUCUUUAUAUGAUCAAAAUCCACUCGUGCAUCUGCCUGACCAGACCAUUGCAACCACAGUUGAAAAUCACGCGUUGAGCUUAUUGAUGCAACUGCUCCGUUUUGAUCGCUCCCAAUGGAGCGGUGUGUUUUCCACUGGGGCUACCGCCAGUAAUGUGCUUGGUCUGGCGUUGGCCCGAGAAUAUACAGUCAAUGAAGCAAUCAAACGCCGCGGUGGCUCCGAGAAUGUGGCAAGCAUCGGCCUCUUGCAGGCGUGCGACGCAGCUGGAAUUGAGUCGAUCGAUGUUUACUCGACAAUGCCUCAUUCGUCGUUGCUCAAAGCAGCAAGUAUCGUUGGAAUUGGACGAUCCCACGUUCAUGAUGUCUCUCAAGGUGAAGAAGAUCUUCACUUCGACAUGGGUAAAUUGGCAGACUGUUUGUCUCGCAAGGGCCAGAAGGCCGCCUCCAUAAUUGUCAUAUCUGCUGGUGAGGUAAAUUCUGGUCUGUUCGCCACCAAGGAUUUCGAGGACGUGCAGUCAAUCCGAGAUUUGUGUGACAAACACAACGCAUGGCUGCAUGUAGAUGGAGCUUUUGGCAUCUUCGCGAGGAUACUCCCUAGGAAUGCAGCCACCGAGUAUGUCAUACAAGGAGCCGAAGGCCUUGAGCUAGCAGACUCUAUUGCGGGUGACGGACACAAAAUGCUGAAUGUCCCUUACGACUGUGGCUUCUUUCUCACUCGUCACGCAAGUCUUUCUCAAGAGGUGUUCCAAAACUCCAAUGCUUCUUAUCUGACAGCCGGCGGUCACGGCAUCGUAUCGCCUCUGAACAUAAGUAUUGAAAAUUCCCGUAGAUUUAGAGGCCUUCCAGUGUAUACCAAUCUAGUAGCGUACGGUCUCCAUGGGUACAGGGACAUGCUUUGGAGGCAGAUGAGCCUUGCUCGAGAGAUAGCAAAAUACCUUUUCCAUCAUGAUGCGUUUCAGCUCCUGCCUGACUGUCUGUACCGCUCUGACGACGACAUCGAACGAAAUGUAUUCAUGAUAGUUCUUUUCAGAGCGAAGGACGAAGUAUUAAACAAAGAACUUCCAACUCGGAUUAAUCAGACUUCGAGAUUAUACGUCUCGGGAACCAGAUGGAACUCGGAAGAUGCAUGCCGGUUUGCAGUGGCUAAUUGGCAAGUCAAACCAAAAGAGGAUUCGGAACUGGUGCAGGAUGUGCUCGAUAACAUUGUCAACGACUGGACUACCCUUCAUUAA
Bacidia gigantensis is the source of this 1521-nucleotide messenger RNA. RefSeq lists its product as uncharacterized. Gene Ontology annotation, biological process: carboxylic acid metabolic process. The coding region runs from base 1 to 1521 and encodes 506 amino acids. The record is from RefSeq and is a predicted model, not a curated record. Gene Ontology annotation, molecular function: pyridoxal phosphate binding; carbon-carbon lyase activity. NCBI's taxonomy places the organism in Eukaryota, Fungi, Ascomycota, Lecanoromycetes, Lecanorales, Ramalinaceae. The transcript is spliced from 2 exons.